This is a messenger RNA of Microthlaspi erraticum, 312 nucleotides long. NCBI's taxonomy places the organism in Eukaryota, Viridiplantae, Streptophyta, Magnoliopsida, Brassicales, Brassicaceae. The record is from the annotation of a GenBank genome assembly.
AUGCAGAGUCUUCGAUCCGUUAUCACGCAGGCAACGCGCGGAGGGAGAUGGGUUUCGUCUCGCCGUAAUUUCUCGUCGUCCCCCGUUCCCAAAGAGACGAAUGGAACAGUUCGCGUGGGAGAUGCGGAAGAGCCGUGGGGAGCAUUGAAGAGAGAGAUAGAGAGUUUUGGCGUGAAAGAUGCUCUUGUUAGCAGCGGAUAUGCUUGCUUAGGUGUUGCGCUCUACUCGGCUCUUGCAUUUGGCAGGAGAGAAAUUGCCUAUCAAGAGCUAUACAAGGCGAAGAAGCUUGCCAUGUUGAAGAAUGAAAAUUAG